UCUUUCUGUCUUUUUACAAGUGUCACUCCUACUUGUUAAGAGCCAGUACAGUCAAGCUCAGACCCAGCUCUUCCAGACUCUAUACCUGAUAAACAGCUGUCAACUGCUCAGAGAUCUGGGGAAUAUGACAUUUAAAUAGUUAAUUGUUAAAAAACUUUUUAUAACAAAAAGAGAUAGGUUUGCUCCUAGCAGCAGCACUCUAAUUUCUCCAAAGAAGACAGAAGACAAAUGGGCACAAAACAACAUCCAUCUGCAAUUCACUUCAUCAACUGCCAGUGCUAACUGGAAAAAAUGCCUUUCAUCUAAACUGAAGAUCUACAGAUGUGGACAGAAUUGCUAGAAUUGACAGCCUGGCGGCUCAGAUCAAGGACUUGCAAGUAUCCAGAGGGGCAGAAUGCAAAUCUUGAGAAGAUACCGUGGAACACCUCUGCCACCGUGGCUUUUGUAGGGUCUUGCCCCAAGUGCCCUCAAGGGGUAUAUCUCACAAGCAGCAGCAUGGAGCUACAAGGAAGUGUGCCCCACCUCUCCCAAAGCCCAGAAGCUAGCUGUGAGUUCAUGGAAAAUCCUAGGGGCUGGUCUGAAGACAAGGAAAAAGCAAGGAGGAAACUGAUGGACUCAGUACAUUUUCUGCUCUGUGCUUUGCUCCGAGAAAAGAGGAGGACUGUAAAGUUACAGAAAGAGCUAACAGAUAUAAAGAAGAUCUUGACUAUGCCCCCAAAGAAAGGACAUGGGUGUGAUGGCAGAAGACAGAGUUUUCGUGAGGUUUCAAAAGUCAGUCAUGUUGAAGUGAACAUUCCAGUUGCCAUGGGAGAAGCAGCAGCGAAAGAAAACUUAGUGUGCAUUCAAGAGAAUCCAGGCACUACAGUCCUAACUCAGAUGGAAUUAGAAAUGAAAGAGCUCAAAUCUGCCCUCUCUGAAGUACAUGCCCAAGAACACCUAGUUAAGAAGGAUCUGGAAGCCCUGAAGCAGCUCUACCGAGGCGAGCUAGAGUCCAUUGAUGGCAUGUCACUGGAGUUGUGUAUGUGAGUGGGAAGGAACCAUAGCAAGCCAAGCCCAUGCCUUUCCACAAAAGCACAGUGCUCAGUGAGCCCUGUUCACAAGAUCUGUGGACUGUGAAAGCUGUCCAGACAGUGCGGUUCUGCAAAAAUUGUUAA
Alexandromys fortis (reed vole) is the source of this 1154-nucleotide messenger RNA. RefSeq names its product ankyrin repeat domain containing 26 (gene Ankrd26). Lineage: Eukaryota; Metazoa; Chordata; Mammalia; Rodentia; Cricetidae. The record is from RefSeq and is a predicted model, not a curated record. Bases 322 to 1026 code for a protein of 234 amino acids. The transcript has 5 exons.